GCCAUGAGACUUGUGUGCUCGAGCCUCUUCGCAUUCCCACCUCUUGCGGCUCGCUGCAAUUCAUGAGCCUUUUGACCACAAAUUCGCUGCCUCCUUGUGGUGCUUUGCCUUAUGCAACCAUCGUGAAUGUAUCCUUGCUCUGCAGCCUGAAUGCCGCGGGACUUCGUUCGUCGAGGCGGACACACCGUUCCGCCUCCUUCUGCGGGCAGUCCUCUUGUUGGAUGAGCGAGCAAUUGCGUUCACCAGCCGUCGUUUGCUAGACACACUUCGCUACGGCCGCUCAAGCACAGCUUGAUGGGACGAUCCGAUUGCAACGCGCCAGGAAUUGGCGGAUCAUGGCUUGGACCGGCCGCUACGUUGCGAGCAGGGCCGUGCUCUUUCCAGCCGACGAGGGACAGAGCGACCAUGCCCGCAUUCACCGCAUCAGGUGUGAAGGUGGUAAUGGAUGGUCGCACCGGGAUUCCUAGAUUUUGCCAAGACUCCUGGUCGUCUCGAGAGAAGAUCAAUCUAGACAGCUACAGCCAGGGCAAAGCGCAGACUGAGCAGAGCGCGCAAAGCUGACGGGGUGAAUCCGAAUGGUGGUUGGUGGGUCGGUGCGGGUAUCGCCAUAGCACGCGUCGAUGGCGCCUUGUCGGCUAGGAGCGCGCCCAAUCGCAUCGCUUGAUCAGCUUUGAUCACAGAUCUCCAGCUGAUUGAUUGCCCACGCGCAGCAUGACAACAGGCGGGGAGAGCGCAUGCACGAUGUACAGUAUGCAGCAGGGCUCGUAUGUUUGCGCUAGUCCACGCGCCAAGAAAGCUGCUGGUCAGAAGCAACUGCAAUUAAGCAGCUGCUCGAGCUCGCGCUUGCACACAUGUUCCAACCUAACAUUUCUUGUGCGCAUUGCACCAUGCAUGCCCGCAAAUAGCCUCAAUGUCCUCACCAUGAGAGGCAUCUGGCCAGACCUCGCGCGCUGACUAUGAUCAAGUCAAGAGUGUCAGCGGAGAAAAGGCGGUUUGAAGCGGAGCUCAUUUUUCGAGCCGUGCUCACGACGCGCCUGCUCCAAAUUGAUCCGCACAAACACAGACGACUCCGCCUUCCCGCCGGCUGAUGCCGCAGAGUGCCCGCAAAUGCGGCACUGAACCGUUAGUGUGAGUGCCGAUUGGUCUGGUUGGCGAGAAUACCUUCAGCAGCAAAGCAGAUGUGGACUUGACAAGCUGAUCGAAUAAUCACUGUGAAUGUCGACAUUCGUGAUUGUGAUUGUAGUCAGAGCCGUUUGCGCGCAUAUUGCCCAGUCGAUUCGGCUGAUUUGCACGCUUCCUGCUGCGCUGCUUGCGCGUGAGCAUUAUCGACGGAAGGCGACGCUGACGCAAUCGCAAGCCUAGGGCACCACAAGCAGAUGGUGAACGAAUACCUUGGGCCAACGUGCAGAGUGUUUGCGCACGACGGUGAGAGGCACUCAGGUUGACCGACCUCGCAUAUCCCACGGUUGCAAUGUGGCGGUCGAUAGAAUGUAAGCGUGGCGACACUGGUGCGCUACACAGCACUCUUGCGUCCGCCGUCAAAAGUGAUCUGUCAGAUCGCUGAACCAGCUAUCCUCCCCACAAC
This is a messenger RNA of Ceraceosorus bombacis, 1585 nucleotides long. Lineage: Eukaryota; Fungi; Basidiomycota; Exobasidiomycetes; Ceraceosorales; Ceraceosoraceae. The record is from the annotation of a GenBank genome assembly.